This is a messenger RNA of Phaeoacremonium minimum UCRPA7, 306 nucleotides long. RefSeq lists its product as hypothetical. The record is from RefSeq and is a predicted model, not a curated record. NCBI's taxonomy places the organism in Eukaryota, Fungi, Ascomycota, Sordariomycetes, Togniniales, Togniniaceae. Bases 1 to 306 code for a protein of 101 amino acids. The transcript has 2 exons.
AUGCGUUUCGGAAUCAUUCUCUCCAUUGUGGCUACGCUCUCUGCAGCCGGCGCCAUCCCCGCGCCUCUCAAAGACGCUGCUUCCAUGAAGCGCAGUGUUGAUAACGCCCGAGCCUUGAAGAGCCGGGACUUAGUGGAAUCUCUUAAGACCCUUGCAGCUUCUGUCGAGGCUAUCCAGGAUGAGGACUAUCCCCAUGGUGAAUGGUAUUCUAAGCGAGAGGAAGGUCACAUUGCGGAUUCGUUGAAGACGCUGGCUGCGUCUGUGGAGACUAUUCAGGAAGAAGACUAUGAGAUCUGGGACGAGUAA